AUGGGUCAAUUUCGUUUAGCUGAAACCGAAAUAGUAAAUAUGCAAGUGAGAUGAGCGUAGUGGUGUAAAGCGUAACAGUAAUAGUAUCGUGAAUAUCGCACCGGAAUCUUUGAAUGUGUGACUGCUGAUAUAAAAACGUGCUUCGGAGGUUUCCUCACGCAAACACGGAUGAUGACCGACAACUUUGACCGAACACCAGGGGCUGGUCGAGUCCGAGGAAAACCCACCAGCCCCGGCCUUGGGGAGGUAUUCAGUCCGCCACAUCCCGAGAUAGGAGAUGGUGACGCUAAACCUUCAAUCUUCAACCAGUGUGAACCUCUCAGACAGCCUCGGACGUCGCCGCCGUUGUUGGAAGGCAGCGCUCCAGGAGGCGGGGACAGUAGAAGACCGACGAAAACCAAAUCAAACGCUACACAGACUCCAAACAGUACUUCUACCGCCUUAAAAUUGCACAGUGAUGAUGUAGCGGGGAGCUCCAAACUAUCAGUGAACGCACCGGAGUUUUACCCGUCCUCCUACACAUAUGAGGAAUUGGAAUAUGAGGACAGCAGCGAUGGCUACUACCCUCCAUCUACGCUGGCUGAAUUGGUGCAAGAAAUCCUCAGUCACCUCAACUCCUCUCCGGGCUCGUUUGAGUUUGACAUCGAGAACAUCACUGCCACCCUGAAUGAGUGGGUGACCACAGAGGAAACACUGGUGGAGCUGGUGGAACUUAUCUAUACCCAAUCCACCUCCAUCCCCAACUUCGCUUACACUGGGGCGAGGCUUUGUAAUCAUCUCUCUCAUAACUUGGCACUCUCCCCAGCCAGUGGAAAUUUUCGUCAGCUUUUGUUGAAGAGGUGUCGAACUGAGUAUGAGCAGAGGGAUCAGGCCGUUCGUGGGGAUGAGGAGACGCAGAAAAAGUUUCACUCAUAUGUGCUGUUCUUGGGAGAGUUGUACUUAAACCUUGAGGUAAAAAGUCCUAAAGGACCUCCAACUAGAGCAGUGAUUUUGCUCACUGCUCUGAAGGAUUUGUCGAUCGCACUCAUGUCCAAUCCUGUGGAUGGCAACCUUAUUUGUGCAGUGAAACUGUUGAAGCUGACAGGUUCUGUGCUGGAGGAUGCCUGGAAAGAGACUGGAAAGUCGGACAUGGACGAGCUUGUCCAGAGAAUCGAGAAUGUUGUGCUGGAUGCUACCUGUAGCAGUAGGGAUGUGAAGCAGAUGCUGCUGCGGCUGGUGGAGCUGAGGUCAAGUAACUGGGGCCGAGUCCACGCGGCAUCUGCCUCCAGUGAGGCCACGCCUGACAACGAUCCAAACUACUUCAUGAAUGAGCCGACAUUCUACACUGCAGAUGGCACUCCAUUCACAGCCGCAGAUCCAGACUAUUCAGAGAAGUACCAGGAGAUACUGGAUAGAGAGGGCUACGACGACUAUGAAGAAAAUGGAAACGAUUUUGACAGCGAAGACGACGACGAGAUGGAUCCUGAAAUUGAGGAGGCUUUCGAAAAGUUCUGCCUGGAGUCGGAGAGAAAAAAGAAAUCGUAAUGUGAAAUAUUUUUAAGGACUGUGGACAAGCUCAUCUAUCUUAUGUUUGACCUGCUGGAUUGUUUUCGACUGGAAACAAAAAAUCAAAACAAAGACGAAACUGUUUUUAGUUAAAUCUUUUUUUUUUCUGUAGAGUUCAGUGUGGAUCUAGCACUUAAUAGCGGUUAUGUUGCCGAUUUUAAUGGCCGGGAUUUCUGUUUUUAAGAUGCGGCAAUCAACGUCCAUCGUGCAGUUACACUGUGCCCAACAGUUCGAAGUUCGACACUGAUUGGAAAGUUCAUUAUUUGUUUCGAUUGUCGAACUUUGUCUCUGCAUGCUAGGAGAGAAGUGUGGAGUGAGGUUUUUAAACUAAACAACUGGGAAGCAUCAUCAACUGUGUGCGUGUGUAGUUUGAGAUUGCUUACUAACUGCUUCUAUUUGAAACAAAUACACCCAAAGAAAGUUUGGCUACAGUGGCGGAUUACCCUGUUCAUCAGUUUCAUUACACACUUCACUAAGAUGGGUACUCAGUCAGUUAAGCAUUGUGGUCAGACUCCCUUGGACAUGCAGUUAAUGUAAGACAAGUCUUACAGAGACACAAGUAGAGAGCUUUAAAGUUUAAAGUAAAGUUGGUUGUGGGAUUGUUUGACAACUUGGAAGUUGUUGAACAAAAGGAAUGGUUUUAUUUUAUUUUUUUGUUCUUCCUUUUCAGGUUCAACUGAACUCUUAUUCAGUUAGAAUCUUUGGCACUGCUGGUCAAGAGAAAUAUCAGCCUGAGUUCGUUUAUAAGUUAUUUUAAUUUUGAAUCUUACCUGUGAAAUAUUGCUCCGAAUUGCACAGUUUGCCAGUUUUAAAUAAGCAGAAACUGCAAUUGUACAAGGUGGAUUCGCUUAAAUCACCUGUUAUUGUUUAUACGGUAUACCAUCAUACGAAUCCCAUGCAAACGAAUGUUAUUUUAUAGUUUUUUGUAAAUAUUAUUUACAGUAUUGGUUGCCUGCAAUAAAUCUUUAUAAAAGAUU
Sardina pilchardus (European sardine) is the source of this 2522-nucleotide messenger RNA. It is a transcript of the gene paip1, whose product is annotated as poly(A) binding protein interacting protein 1. NCBI's taxonomy places the organism in Eukaryota, Metazoa, Chordata, Actinopteri, Clupeiformes, Clupeidae. Gene Ontology annotation, molecular function: translation activator activity; protein binding; RNA binding. The record is from RefSeq and is a predicted model, not a curated record. Gene Ontology annotation, biological process: regulation of translational initiation. The transcript is spliced from 11 exons. Bases 169 to 1524 code for a protein of 451 amino acids.